Messenger RNA from Nymphalis io (European peacock), 3522 nucleotides. RefSeq lists its product as uncharacterized. The coding region runs from base 140 to 2593 and encodes 817 amino acids. Lineage: Eukaryota; Metazoa; Arthropoda; Insecta; Lepidoptera; Nymphalidae. Gene Ontology annotation, cellular component: nucleus. The record is from RefSeq and is a predicted model, not a curated record. The transcript is spliced from 13 exons.
UUUACUUUUGGCUCGAACAUGAUUACCUAAAAGCUAAAUUUUAAUGAGUUAAAUAAUUUCAUUUUAGUGGCUAUGAUUAUUUUAUUGUAGCUAACGAAACAUUAUUUUGUAGUUCGUGUACUUGUAGUGUUUUUUAAUCAUGGCUUCUAAGAAAAUGUUAAGAGCAAGUAAAUUUAUUGCUACAUUAGCUGAAAAACAGACGCCCUGUGCGUUUUGCCAGCGAAUGGUGGAUGAAGAAACAACGUAUGGUAAAUUAUAUCGGAUUGGUGAUAUUCAUUGCCAUUAUUUUUGCGUGUUAUUAUCUUGUUGCCUAAUACAAAGAGGUAAAGACGAAGAUGGCUUAUUUGGGUUCCUGUAUCCCGAUAUACUGGCCGAAAUUGAGAGAAGCAAGAAACAUAAAUGUUCAUACUGCAGUCGUGAAGGUGCUACGUUAGGUUGCAGCGUCUCUCAAUGUAGGAAACAGUUCCACUUGCCAUGUGGGCGGGAAAAGCAAGCUGUGUCAUUAUUUUACGGAAAUUAUAAAUCAUUCUGCAAGGAUCACGCACCGAAGCAGAAAAUAUCUGAAACGAUCAUGGCCAAAGCGAAAGUCAGAAUGUCGAUCAGUAAUAAAAUUAAGCGUGAGAAACGGAUGCAGAACUCAAAAAAAGUUAACAAGGAAAUCAUCAGCGAGACUGAUGGUCCAGAGUCAGUGGAAUCUGUCUGUGUGAUAUGCUAUGAGUCAGUGGACGGGUUCCCAACUAAUCAGACAUUCUGGCCACCGUGCUGUGGGAGGGAUGCGUGGUUCCAUAGAAGCUGUUUGGAGCGAAUGGCUCUAAGCGCCGGGGUACAUUACUUGAAAUGUCCGCUGUGUAACGACAAAGACAAUUUCUACAAAGCAGUUUUGGAUCAGGGCUACUAUAUACCGGAUAGGGAUGCGGCUUGGGAGCUUGAACAGAAUGCAUUCUCAGACAUAUAUGAGCGUUCCGUCGUGUGUUCCGUUGAAGACUGCAAGUGUCCGAUGGGUAGAGAAUAUGAUGCAGAUUCCGGGCCGUGGGACAUCUCGCUGUGCGUGCUGUGCGGCGGCGCGGGCGCGCACGCGCAGUGCGGCCGCGCGCCGCGCGUGUGCGCCGCGUGCGCGCCGGCGCGCCCGCCCCCGCGCGCGCUCAGCGCGCUCGCGCACGCACCGCUGCCAUCACAAAGCGGUAAUGCGCCGAGACGUCGAACGGGUCCGGUUAUGCCGAGUCGAAUGUCAUUGAGACGAACCAAAGCGAGGUCUGCGCUAAAUAUUUCUUCAACAUCAACUGAGAACAAUGAAACUAAAUCAAUAAUUGAAGUCAGCCGUCAAGAACUCAACUUGAAGGCUCCAAAAGGUCGAAUAUCAGAACGGGCGCCAUUAGAAAAUGUUGAGAACAAAUUACUGUCGCCAUUGAAGUUGUUGAAUAAAGACCUAUAUGAUAGAAUAUUGAAUGAGAAGAGCCUUGUACUAGAUCAGAACGUUCUAGAAGAAGUGCGGCACAAGUUCAAACGUCCAAAGCCUUUGGUUGUUAAGAAGAAAAUUAUCAAUGAAAUCCUGGAACGUUUUAUCAAUAAUAUAUCCAAAGAAAAAACAAAAACUAAGGAACCAAUAAGGGAGUGGAACUCACCUAAGAAGUUGCAUGAUGAAGAAACUACUAUGGAGGAAAAUAUUACAAACAUCGAACCAAAGACAAUUGAAGAAAUAAAUCUCGAAUUGAACAAUAUCGAGGUGAAUGAUAUAUCUAAAGAAGUAGAAACAGAAAAUGAGAAUUUGUUGGACGAUGACGAUGACUCGAACAGCACAUUUCAGCUCCCAUCAGAAUUUAUUGCAGACUACAACAGCGACCAAAGCUUGCCCAUAUUCGAUACACCGAAGAAAUUGAAAAAAAUCAACAUCGAGAAUGACUCGAUUGAAAUAUCUGAAAACGACCAAGUAAUUAACGUUGAUCUAAUCAAAACUGAAGGUGAUAUGUCGGUGAACAAUGAAACAAUAGAGAAUAAUAAAUAUGCAUUAAAGUUCAGUACAUUCAAUAAAGAAGUUCUAGAGAAUAAUAAUUUGGAUAUUGACAUUGAAACGUUUAAAAAUCAAUAUUUAAGUGAAGUUGAUAGACAAUUUAAUACCAAACAGAAAGAUAAGGUGAACGAUGAUUUGAAGGGCGAAUUGUGCAAUGCAGAUGAACCGAAGUUGAAAAAACCGCCAAAACGUAAACUACGUACAACCAACAGUGUUGCCAGUAAACGACGUAAAACUACCAAAAUGGUAGAAAAUAAAAAAAACGAGAGAAUCGAAAAGAGUAAACGUAAAUCAAAAACACAUUUGUCUAUUCGUAAUAAAAAUAUAAAUCUAAAAAUUAAAUUUAGGGAUGAGGAGUUGAAAUUGAAAAUAUCGAAACGAAAGAGAAAAAAUAAGAAAAUAAACAAAGAUUGCCCGAAAGUGUUGAGACAAUACGUUUUAAGUUGUAUGGAUAAUGUGAUAAGCCGGCCCGAUUAUGAUGUUGUUCCUUUGAAAAAACAAUACUUAAAAACUGAAAAGGCGACCGAUAAUUUGAAGCAGACGUCAUUGGAUCAUUUCUUUAAAAUUAAACCGCAAAGGACUUGAAAUCGAUCUAUAAAUAAGCAAAUCUAAAUAAAAACUUGGUUGUAGAGUUUUGUGCAAGCCCGCUGGGGUAGCUACCACCCACUCACAUAUUCUACCACUAAACAACAUCUUAGUUCUGAAGGUCGGUGGUUUAUUGGUGAUGCAUGGAAUAAAUCUUGAUUAUGUUUCUUACUGCAUGGGCAGUGGUGAUCUCAUGCCAUCAAAUAGUCCAUUUACCCGUCAGCUUAGAUUAUAAAAAAGCAGGCAAAGGCCUCUCGGUGAAAGUUCAAGAGUUCAUUCAAGAAUGUUUAACUACACCGUAUGAGAGGAAUUAUAAUUAAACACACAAAUUAAUUGAAACAGUAAUAGCCUGUUAAUGUCCCACUGCCGGGCUAAGGCCUCCUCUCCCUUUUGAAGAGAAGGUUUGGAGCUUACUCCACCACGCUGCUCCAAUAAAUGUUUGUAGAAUACAAAUGUGGCAGAAUUUCAAUGAAAUUAGACACAUGCAUGUUUUCCUUCACCGUCAAGCACGAGAUGAAUUAUAAACACAAAUUAAACUCAUGAAAAUUCAGUGGUGCUUGCCCGGGUUUGAACCCACGAUUAUAGGUUAAGAUAAUGCCGUUGGUCCUGUGCCUGAACUCUUUCCGGUCGUGUUGGAUUGCCGUCCCAUCGGAUUAUGAGAGUUAAGGAAUAGAGAGUGCACCUGUGUUUGCGCACACACUUGUGAACUAAAAUAAGUCCUGCGUAGUUGGCUAAUCUCUCUUGAGAGUGGCCGCCGUGGCCGAAAUCGGUCUGAAGGACAUUAUUAUUAUUUAAAAUUUUCACGCGAUGCAACUCUCAGAAUAUCUGUUCCUACAUCUAUUUUCAUUUAUUUUUCUGUGAAAAACUUUUUUAUUCGAACGUCAUUUAGAUUUAAGGUGUUAUAUAUUAAGAAUAGCAAUAACCUAUGU